Loa loa (African eye worm) is the source of this 2239-nucleotide messenger RNA. RefSeq lists its product as hypothetical. The record is from RefSeq and is a predicted model, not a curated record. Gene Ontology annotation, cellular component: membrane. NCBI's taxonomy places the organism in Eukaryota, Metazoa, Nematoda, Chromadorea, Rhabditida, Onchocercidae. The coding region runs from base 51 to 2174 and encodes 707 amino acids. The transcript has 13 exons.
AGCUGAUACGUCUCGUGGUGCUUGAUCAGUGACAACUGAUUGAAUUGAGAAUGAAUUCAUCAUGGCAUAAAGGGACGGUUUUGCCAACAAAGAAUAAACUCGAUUUACUGCUUGCAUUGGAACGAGGAACUGAAAAAGCAAGGCUUUGGCAGUUGUGGCGGCAAGUUAUAAUUUGGGUCUUACCAACGGUUUACUUCAUUUUUGAUAUUUUCGCUUUCAAUUACGCCACUUGCACCAUUUUGAUUUCUUUCUUUCUGCAGUAUAAUAGAGUUCAUUUAACGACAUAUGUGGUUGAAAUCACUGCACUUUUCAUUUGUUUGUUGAAUUUGUUGGUAUGUUUUUUCGAAGCAACGAAAUAUUCUUGCUAUAUCACGAGGAGAGUGCCAUCGAAACUUACACCGCAUCAAACUUCUUCACUUGUGACUGAUCAGAGUGGCUGCAGCAUUUCAUCGCCUCCAUCAAAUCGAAAUUUUAUCACACAGUGGCUUUCGGCUUUACAUUUUGGCAACUGGGCAGCACAAGCUCCGAAAAAUCCAUUUUCAUCAAAUUAUAUAAGGCAUAAUUUGACUAGCUCUUCAAUUGGGUCUUCGUUUAAUAGUCGCAAGUCAGGAAACGCGUUUGGCGACAGCACUUUGUUCUUACAUUCAACACCAUUGGUUGACCACCACUGUUCAUAUGUAGAAAGACAUUUGGGCCAUUCUGUACCAUUAUCUGCGAAAGUUGGUUCAAGGACAUCUCUUCGGAGUCGUCCGACUUGUUCAAUUCAAACAAAUAAGCAGUUGGAAGAGUAUCUUCAAAAAAGUCCUGAGAACAAUGAAUUAUGCAAAAGUGCCUUAGCACCGUUUUCAACGUCGUUUGGUUCAUUGUCAUCUUCCGAAUCCGAGCGUAUCAUUGGUAUUUCUAAGCCAUUCCGUUUGACAAUUUCCAGAAAUAACAGUUACGAAGUUGGAACUGCCAUGUAUGAUGAUGAACAAGGGAGAGUGGUAGGCGAUGAAAAUAGUGUUGUUACGUUGGUAACAGGCAGCCGUAUAAUGGUAACUGAUAAACGCAUAUCGUUAUCACCAAUUCCACUGAAUUUGAUUGAAGUCGGCAAUGAAUUGACCGCUGAAGAUGGUAAGGGUAUGGCGAGCGAUGCGGCUGACGUUACACGAAAUGUUAACAAUGAUAGUAUUACAUUUCGUGUGAAUCAUAACGCUGCAAAGCGAUCACCAAGGAGUGGCCAGGGAUUUACUCCGCCGUUGCUUCGUCGACCAGAAAGUUAUGAACGUCGUCGCCAUUCUAGCUUAUCUCCACAUUCACAUUCUGGAAACCAAUUUUCAAAUGUGGUUCAGUCGAACGGAAUUGAAAGCAGUCCCACUGGCAAGCAGAUACCGAUCACUUCUUCGGAAAUAUUGAAUCAAUAUAAAAUGGACGCUGAAGACUUCGCGGUCGCUGAACGUAAUUUACGCUCCUGGAUUUGUCAAACAAUUUUACGUCCACUCAUUGUAAAAGUAGAUGAAAUUAAUGCUAUUUUUAUGAAGUCCCAUACAUAUUUGCAUUUGAAAAUCGGUCACUCAUCUGUUGAGGCUCUUCAAACUGCUGCUUCAUCGAAAAGUGAUUUGCUGAAGUCAGCCCUGCCAUACAUUUUACCAUAUCUCAAAACACAUGAAAAACAGUCUUAUUUGAUUAAAAGAUGUCGAGAAUUGUGCGUUGAUGUCUGCAUGAGAGAGUACAAUUGGCAAAGCGGAGGAUAUGAGCCUGUUGAAAGGAGAGAAGAAGGUGAACAGGCUUAUUCGCCAACAGAGCAUGCAUGGGGCCCCCAUUUACCAACAGACGCCCAGCUUAUUUGGUCGUGGUUUGCAGUUUACAUGGAUGCGCGGAUGGGAACAAAUCCUUUGGUGAAUGAUAUCGAAAUGCCAUUCUCGUCAGUUUUCUACCUAAAAAAGCCCGCAAAGCCGUCGCCAUUACAGUGUAUGAAGAAGUCUUUCUACAUUUAUCAGAGUAGCACUCAUCCUCCACACUUUGAAUUGGUCCUGGAUGGUGGUCGUGAACGUUUCGAAGUUGAUCGCGGCACAAAAAAUCUCUGGCGAACAAUAUUACUUUUCAUACAGCAUAUUCGGUUGUUUAACGAAGGCCAGCUAGGUAAUAUAAAAAUUGAUGAAAAUGGUAUCAAUCUUGCUUGCGUUCUGGAGUAGAUCUGUUACAAAUGAUGGUGACAAUGAUUUUUCAUCUUCUUCAAGUUUCAUAUGAAAAUCAUGAG